Messenger RNA from Rhizophagus irregularis DAOM 181602=DAOM 197198, 348 nucleotides. The record is from RefSeq and is a predicted model, not a curated record. Lineage: Eukaryota; Fungi; Glomeromycota; Glomeromycetes; Glomerales; Glomeraceae.
AUGAAAUUAGAUAUUUUAGGACAUUCAGAAUUAAAAAAUAUAGUAGAAGAGAAAGGUAAAAUGGAAAAAUUUUUACUGGAGGAAAAGAAAAAGAACCAGGAAAAUUAUGUAAUAGAGUGUAGUGAAGAAGAUACAAAGGAGAGAUCAUAUAAAAUUAAAAAUUUAUUGAAAGAAUUACCUACUUAUGAAGUUUUAUACAAAAGAGAGGUAAACGAAAUUACAAGUGAAACAUGUCCGAGAUGCAAUAUUGAUAUAGAUUGGUUUCAUGUUUGGAAAUGUGAAAGAAAUGAAGCCACGAUUGAGGAAAUUUUAUAUGAAUCAAUAUUAAAUGUUAAUACUAGAAGAUAA